Scleropages formosus (Asian bonytongue) is the source of this 3868-nucleotide messenger RNA. It is a transcript of the gene l3mbtl1, whose product is annotated as L3MBTL histone methyl-lysine binding protein 1. The record is from RefSeq and is a predicted model, not a curated record. Gene Ontology annotation, biological process: negative regulation of DNA-templated transcription. NCBI's taxonomy places the organism in Eukaryota, Metazoa, Chordata, Actinopteri, Osteoglossiformes, Osteoglossidae. The transcript is spliced from 21 exons. Gene Ontology annotation, molecular function: zinc ion binding; chromatin binding; histone binding. The coding region runs from base 527 to 3043 and encodes 838 amino acids. Gene Ontology annotation, cellular component: nucleus.
ACAACCCUCUUGGAUAACAUAGUUGUUGUAGACAAGACUGAGUUGUAAAGAUCUCAAAUGUGCAGUUUUCUGUGUAUGAUUUCAUGGCACCUUAAUUAUGGGGGGCGAAAACACAAUGGGAAAUGCCAUUUCAGGUCACAAACACCUGAAUGUUAUAAGAGUUUCAAAUAAAAAUGUUGAAUUACGUUGUAACAUUUGAAGGUGACAUCAUUUUCUUGAAUUUAUUAGCAAUAUUAUUGAGGCAUGGCUACAAUGGAGUCUUUAAUUGUGUUUGAUACAAAUGUUUGCUGCAAUGUCAACCUGCAGGCACAAACUGAAAAAAGAUGAGACAUUGCUCAGCAUGAGGCGGAAUUCAUUAAGACACUUUUACCAGAGUCAGUCAGCAGUUUUAGAAGAAAAGACUCGUUGCCUGCGGACACUGGAAACUGUGCUGGUGUACCCAGACCCUACUUCUUUCACCAGCGGCACCGUGGGGCAGUGGUCAUGAGUGCCAAAGUAGACCUAGAGGUCCUGACUGUAGGUGGAGAUGCCCCAGCUUCUGACACCCCCGACAUCGUCCCACUGGAAGAGGGUUUGCCUCAAAGACUUUGUCCGCAGACUACCACGUCCCUCGUUGUUUCAGAAGGGGGACGUGUCACACAGCAGAGUGGAGGUGGUGAAGGGGGGUGGGACUAAUGAGCCAGAAGCUUCUGCCAUGCCGUCCCAGGUGGGUGGGACCUGCAGUAUAGUCCACGUGUUGGAGUGGAAGGAAGGAAUGGCAAUUCUUCCGGGCAGCAACCUCAAGUUCCGCAUGAGCGACUCUGGCACGUUGGAAGUGGUGAGUGACAGAAAGGUGACCUGUGCCGAACCCAUGGCUGAAGCAACUGUUACAAAGGAGGAACAUCCUGAGAAAAGACCUGCCAGGAAGGUUGCUAAACCUGGCAUGUGUGAACAAAAUCAGAUUUCUCCAGGUCCAGAAACCCAGAACAAAGAAGGUGUUGCCCUUGGGCCUGUGAGUGGCUGUUCAGUACAACUGGAACAGCCUGUCAAGGAAGAGCCUAAGCCUCAGGAGGGUGCAAGCCACCACGAUGGCUUUGACCAGGAGAAGAGGUACUGCUCCGAGGAGCUGCACAGAGACUUAGCCAACAGCAAAACUGAGACAGAUGAGAAGAUGUCAAGUAGCCAGGUGACAGCCUUGGACCCAGAGCUGCUGAAGCCCAUGAAAAAGAGGAAGAGGAAGGACUAUGCAAGCCCGUCGGAGGAAGAGUCUGAGAUUGAGGCCAUGGAGGAGAAGACUGAGGACCUUAAAAUAUGCAGCUCUGCUGGCGAGAGCAAACACAACAGAUCAGCCUUUUUCUUCCCUGCAGGCCCUGCAGAGGCCAAGAAGGAGCAGUGGUCAUGGUCUCAGUUCCUGGAGGAGCAGAGGGCUGUGGUUGCCCCUCCCAAGCUUUUCCAGGAGUCUCAGAGGGUCCCACAGCGGAAGAAUGGCUUCCGGUCAGGCAUGAAGUUGGAAGGCAUUGAUCCCCAGCACCCGUCCAUGUACUUCGUGUUGACUGUGGCCGAGGUGUGUGGCUACAGGAUGAGGCUUCACUUUGACGGCUACUCCGAGUGCCAUGACUUCUGGGUCAAUGCCAAUUGUCUCGAUAUCCACCCGGCGGGCUGGUGCGAGAGAACGGGGCACAAGCUCUACACACCCAAAGGGUAUAAGGAGGAGGAAUUCUCCUGGUCCAACUACUUAAAACUUACAAAGGCACAAGUGGCCCCAAAGGAACUAUUUGUCAGCCCUGGUCGAACUGAAACACCAUGCAACUUUGAGGUGGGGAUGAAGCUAGAAGCUGUAGAUCGCAUGAAUCCAUCCCUUAUCUGCGUUGCCACAGUGACAGAUGUGGUAGACAAUCGUUUUCUUGUGCACUUUGACAACUGGGAUGACACCUAUGACUACUGGUGUGAUGCCAGCAGCCCAUACAUUCACCCCAUUGGUUGGUGCCAAGAGAGAGGCCUUCCCCUCACUCCCCCACAAGAUUACCCAGAUCCAGACAGGUUCUCCUGGGAGAGGUACCUGGAAGAAACAGGGUCUACAGCUGUAUCACCAGAGGCUUUCCAAGUGCGUCCACCCCAUGCAUUCCAGGUUAAGAUGAAGUUAGAAGCUGUGGACAAGCGAAGUCCAGCCCUGAUCCGUGUGGCCACUGUGGAAGAUAUUGACACACACAGGAUUAAGAUCCACUUUGAUGGCUGGAGUCACGUAUAUGAUGAAUGGAUGGAUGCGGACCACCCAGACAUCCACCCGGCUGGCUGGUGUGAAGAAACUGGGCACCCUUUGACACCGCCCCUCCGUGAGUCCAAUGCCCAGCCACCCGGACCCCGAGAACAACCGGUUUCAGGACAGACAAGCUUCUCCUCGGUGCCCUGUAAAGGAAUAACUCAUUCUAGAAACACAAAGUACAGCUUCCACCACAGGAAGUGCCCCACUCCGGGCUGCGACGGAACAGGUCAUGUGACUGGACGCUUCACAGCGCACCACUGUCUGUCAGGCUGCCCACUGGCUGAACGCAACCAGGGUCGUCUGAAGACGGAGCUGUCUGAUACCGAGGGCCCUGGUGCCAAACGCAACCUGCUCAUGUUUGGCCAGCGAAACAAGAAGUCGCGCUACCAUGGCAGGAUUGGACGUCCACCCAAAUACAGGAAGAGCCAGCAGAGAACUUACCAGAGUAUGACCGUGGAGGGGGUGUACCCAUCCCUGUUCAUGUCGGCUCUCUCCGCUCACCCUGACCGCACUCUGUCCCUCUGCUGGGAACAGCACUGCAAACUGCUGCCAGGGGUGGCUGGCAUCCACGCCAGCAAGGUGGCCACCUGGACCGUGGAGGAGGUCUUCAGUUUCGUUCAGAACCUGACCGGCUGUGAAGAACAAGCUCGUCUCUUCAGGGAUGAGAUGAUUGAUGGUGAAGCUUUCCUGCUGCUGACGCAGGCUGACAUUGUCAAGAUAAUGAGCAUCAAACUUGGCCCCGCCCUCAAAAUCUACAAUGCCAUCCUCAUGUUCAAGAGCACCGACGAAGGUCUGAAGUGACCUAACUAGACCCGGAUGCGUUACAAUGUGCCAAUCAAGAAACCUCAUCAUCCAUGUGUUUGGUGUUAAGUUGAGCAACCAUGAGAGAGAGAGCCAGAGAAUGAAGGUCCAGCUGAGCUGUACUGGACCUGUGGGAUGUGUGUCAGGCUGUGUGUCUGUUGGUGGCGCAAGAUAAAAUCUUUCCUGCUAACAGUCUCACUGCUGCAUAGUACAGAGUGGUCAGCACCACAUGAUCUUUGAGAACAUUGAACUGUCCUAACAGGAAAUGCAUUUUCCACUGCAAUAAUGUCAGAACUAUCAAACUUCCCAGAGUAAUGUCAGGAAAGGUGAAGUGUCCUCCCCUGUGCCAUGAAGGAAGCUACACUAAAAGUUGUCUCAAUAUCAAGAAGGGUUGAGCUUGAACAAAUUCCAGUCUAUGGCCUAAAUAAUAGCACAGGUCUGUGAAUUUGUGCAUUUUAAAGGUUGUUCAAAAAGCACUUGUAUGUGGUCAAAAACCACUCAGGAACUUUAAGAAUAUGUUUACAUAAAUUGUAUUUUACCAUAAGAAUUCCUUAAGUUUGUAAAGCAAGGGUAUUCCCUAUGAUAUGUUCUGUUUAAAGGUCCUCUUUAAGGUGUAUAACAGGAUCAAGACUCUCUCUCUAAUGGGAACAGUAUUACUGUCUCAAGCUUUAUAGUUUGUGUGAUAUGAAGUCCUAAGUCAUCAAUAAAUGUUCUGUUCAUUCUUUUUUCAUUUCUCCUGAAUUUUGAUGUGCACCAAAAUCCAUAAAAUAAAGUUCCGUGGAAUGAUUGCAGAAUUAUAUUCAAAAUAAAUUAGGCUUGUAUUUU